Molecule: messenger RNA, 746 nt
Organism: Blepharisma stoltei
Lineage: Eukaryota; Ciliophora; Heterotrichea; Heterotrichida; Blepharismidae
Source: the annotation of a GenBank genome assembly
AUGGAGAGCAAUUUAAUUCAAACCAAAAAUUUUGUUAAUCUUCCACAAUAUAUUCACGAAAAUGAACUCACAACCUCCAAACUUAGAUGGUUUGGCUACAAAUCCUCUGAUAUUAUCGAAUAUAAUCUUGAAACUCUAGAAAAAUCUGCUUACAAGCACAAACUCCCUCAUUCCACUACUAAUCAGAUCAUGUUUAUGUGCCCUUUACCAGGCGAUAAGCUAUUUUGCUAUUCAAGUUAUCUAGAAUGGCAAGAAGAAUGCUGUGAUAUUUUUAUAAUAGAUGAAAAUAAUGAUAUUGAAAUUAUUCAGAAAUUUCGUUUCUCAAUGUGAAAUUCAUCAGAUGAAAAAGGGAUUGCUUUUGAAGAAGACGAUAAAAAAGUCUUAAAAACCUUUCCUAGAGGGCUCUCAAAUCUUUGAAGCUUUGCAGCUUAUUAUAACAAUGUUGUUUAUAUUUCUAUGAAAUUUGUAAUGGGUUUUGAUUUAAUUAGCAGAAGAUGGCAUACACUAGUUAAAAAUGAUAAGGAGUAUUGUUGAUGUACUUCUACAUCAUUCAAUGGCAAGAUUUUGGCUUUAGAAUAUUAUAGUGAAGAGAUGUGUGUUGUAGAUACACUUAUUUUAUCAAUUUCCUUUUACCUUCUGCCUAUUAAAAAGUUAGGUGUAAAGCAACUUUUCAGUUUUAAAGAUAUUUUGUAUAUAGCUGAUCAAAGAGGAAAAAUAUUAGAAAGUGGGGUAAAUGAUCCUUUUAG